This is a messenger RNA of Rattus rattus (black rat), 4630 nucleotides long. It is a transcript of the gene Itgb6, whose product is annotated as integrin subunit beta 6. Gene Ontology annotation, biological process: cell migration; cell adhesion mediated by integrin; cell-matrix adhesion. Gene Ontology annotation, cellular component: cell surface; focal adhesion; integrin alphav-beta6 complex. The coding region runs from base 141 to 2504 and encodes 787 amino acids. Gene Ontology annotation, molecular function: integrin binding. The record is from RefSeq and is a predicted model, not a curated record. NCBI's taxonomy places the organism in Eukaryota, Metazoa, Chordata, Mammalia, Rodentia, Muridae. The transcript has 16 exons.
GUACGCAUGUUGAAGUUGCUUUUAAACACAGCUUUUCUUCUUUGCCUGGCCAGGUAGCUUCUGUUUUCAUUUCAGUCUUAAUGAAAGCUUUCAAAUUUACAGCUCAAGUUACUUUUCAAAGCAGUUGAAAACUGAACCGAAUGGGGAUUGAGCUGCUCUGCCUGUUCCUGCUACUUCUAGGAAGGAAUGAUCACGUCCAAGGUGGCUGUGCCUGGAGUGGUGCAGAAACCUGCUCAGACUGCCUGCUCACAGGACCUCACUGCGCCUGGUGCUCCCAGGAGAAUUUCACCCACCUGUCCGGAGCUGGUGAAAGGUGCGACACCCCAGCGAAUCUUUUAGCCAAAGGAUGUCAGUUACCGUUCAUCGAAAACCCUGUCUCCCAAGUAGAAAUACUUCAAAAUAAGCCUCUCAGCGUAGGUCGACAGAAAAACAGUUCUGACAUUGUUCAGAUUGCUCCUCAGAGCUUGGUUCUUAAGUUGAGACCAGGGGGUGAGCAGACUCUGCAAGUGCAGGUCCGUCAGACGGAAGAUUACCCAGUAGAUCUGUAUUACCUCAUGGACCUCUCGGCCUCCAUGGAUGACGACCUCAACACAAUCAAAGAGCUUGGCUCCCGGCUGGCCAAAGAGAUGUCUAAAUUAACCAGCAACUUUAGACUGGGCUUUGGCUCUUUUGUGGAAAAGCCCGUUUCUCCUUUUAUGAAAACAACACCAGAGGAAAUCACCAACCCUUGCAGUAGUAUCCCCUAUUUCUGCUUACCUACGUUCGGAUUCAAGCACAUUUUGCCAUUGACGGAUGAUGCCGAGAGAUUCAAUGAAAUUGUGAGGAAACAGAAGAUUUCCGCUAAUAUUGACACGCCUGAAGGCGGAUUCGAUGCCAUCAUGCAAGCUGCAGUGUGUAAGGAAAAGAUUGGCUGGCGCAACGACUCGCUCCACCUCCUGGUUUUUGUGAGCGAUGCUGAUUCUCAUUUUGGAAUGGACAGCAAGCUGGCAGGCAUUGUCAUUCCCAACGAUGGGCUCUGUCACUUGGACAACAGGAAUGAAUACUCCAUGUCAACUGUCUUGGAAUAUCCAACGAUCGGCCAACUCAUUGAUAAGCUGGUACAAAACAACGUGCUACUGAUCUUUGCGGUCACCCAAGAACAAGUCCAUCUCUAUGAGAAUUAUGCGAAACUCAUCCCUGGAGCGACCGUGGGACUGCUUCAGAAGGAUUCUGGGAACAUUCUUCAGCUGAUCAUCUCUGCUUACGAAGAACUGCGGUCUGAGGUGGAACUGGAGGUAUUAGGAGACACAGAAGGACUCAACCUGUCUUUCACAGCUCUCUGUAGCAAUGGCAUCCUCUUCCCACACCAAAAGAAGUGUUCCCACAUGAAAGUCGGAGAUACAGCAUCCUUCAACGUGUCUGUGAGCAUAACCAACUGUGAGAAAAGAAGCAGGAACCUUAUCAUCAAGCCUGUGGGACUUGGGGACACCCUGGAAAUUCUCGUCAGCGCAGAAUGUGACUGCGACUGCCAGAGAGAAGUAGAAGCCAACAGUUCUAAGUGCCACCACGGGAAUGGCUCCUUCCAGUGUGGGGUGUGUGCCUGCAACCCUGGCCACAUGGGUCCUCGCUGCGAGUGCGGCGAGGACAUGGUGAGCACGGAUUCCUGCAAGGAGUCCCCAGGUCACCCCUCGUGCAGCGGAAGGGGUGACUGCUAUUGUGGGCAGUGUGUCUGCCACUUGUCUCCCUACGGAAGCAUCUACGGACCUUACUGCCAGUGUGACAACUUCUCCUGUCUGAGACACAAAGGCCUGCUCUGCGGAGAUAAUGGUGACUGUGACUGUGGUGAGUGCGUGUGCCGGGAUGGCUGGACGGGCGAGUACUGCAACUGUACAACCAGCAGGGAUGCGUGUGCAUCGGAAGAUGGCGUGCUGUGCAGCGGGCGUGGGGACUGCGUCUGCGGCAAGUGUGUCUGCAGAAAUCCUGGAGCUUCGGGACCCACCUGUGAGCGCUGCCCUACCUGUGGAGACCCCUGUAACUCGAGACGGAGCUGCAUCGAGUGCUACCUGUCUGCAGAUGGCCAGGCCCAAGAAGAGUGCGAGGACAAGUGCAAAGCCACCGGUGCCACCAUCAGUGAGGAAGAGUUUUCAAAGGAUACUUCUGUCCCCUGCUCGCUGCAAGGAGAAAAUGAAUGUCUUAUUACAUUCCUAAUAACUACGGAUAAUGAAGGGAAAACCAUCAUUCACAACAUCAGUGAAAAAGACUGCCCCAAACCUCCGAACAUUCCCAUGAUCAUGUUGGGGGUGUCACUGGCUAUCCUGCUCAUCGGUGUCGUGCUACUGUGCAUUUGGAAGCUGCUGGUAUCCUUUCACGACCGGAAAGAAGUUGCUAAAUUUGAAGCAGAACGAUCAAAGGCCAAGUGGCAAACGGGAACCAAUCCGCUGUACCGAGGCUCCACCAGCACUUUUAAGAACGUGACCUACAAACACAGGGAGAAGCACAAAGCGGGCCUUUCUUCAGAUGGGUAGACGGACCUCCUUCGGCCAGAGAAAGUCAGCUCUGCUUACGUUAAAGGUUAAUGCACUGUAUGAUUUGUCUUCCUUUGUUUCGUCAAAAGGAGGUUGACUUAAGAUACUAACAGGUCAUUCAGAGAUCAGUCAUUCAGGGAGUGAAGGUGAGACAUUGUUUGCAAGUUGGAAAUAAUCAAGAAAAGAAUAUCCCAAGCAAAGAGGUGAAUUCAAGAUCACUUGAAGAAUAUGAACUCUGACGCAUUAAUGCCUCAAAAAAAUCAUCAAAAUGAUUCAUGGGGAUUUGAUUUGCAUUUGAAAAAUGUUCAGAAUUAGAAUCUCAUUUGCUUCCUGAAUCCAGCCAGCUACCUAAAGUCUUUGUCUCAAAAAAAAAAAAAAAUUGUAUACCCACAGGAACCGCUUAUUCUGAACUUGCAGAAGGUCUAUUUCCUAUUUCCUGAAGGAAUUUGUUUCUUUGGUUGGUUUGUUGGUCGGGUUUUUGUUUGUUUUUGUUUUUGUUUUUGAGAAAGGGUGUCUCUGUGGCUGCUCUGGAAUUGACCAGGCUGCCUGGCCUUGAACUGGGAAAUGAUCUGCUUGUUUCUGCCUCUUGAGUGCCGGGAUUAAAGAUGUGACAUGUCAUGCUCAGUGACCUUAACUUUCAUGUAUGAGAAAUGAGAGUCUGGUUUCCCAUCAGCUGAAAGAAUCCAGUUCUCCUAGUGAUCUCCUAAGGGAGAGAUUGAAAAUUAAAUGUUAAUCAUGGUCAUGGGUUUGUACACUUAAAAGUCAUGGACACAAGUAUUUUGUUUCAAAGAUGAGGAAAGGGUAAUUUAUAAAUUACAUUGCUUGUAACACUGAAGUAACACUGCUUGCUUAAUUGCCCUCUGGUCCCCAAGUUUCCCUCCUAUUAUUACAUAUUAUUGCACACAGCUACAGUCUUCAAAACUCCACAACUAUCAUACAAAGGUGUCCACCUUUAAAAAAAUCACUUUAAGUUAUACACAGAUCAACUAGAAUUUCAGGAAUAGAAAAGAAACCUAGGCUAACAGAGUAAAAGGCCACAUGGUUUUUCAUCAACCAUGUCAAGACUUCGGAAGUCCCUCAUGGAGUCUGCCCUUCCUAAAGGAUAUUCCUUUCCCAUGUGCACCACCCAGCACGUACAUCCCAGCCUCAGGGAGUGGGCGUGCCACCUACUUACUUUAAAAAGUAAGACCACUUACAAAAUCCAUGCAGGCAACAAACCAACCUGUAGCAGGUUGGAGGAAUAGUAUCUGGAGGGUUUCACUCCUUAUGGUUACUGCUGCAUUACAAAGCACUUUGAUCUCACUGGAUCUCCACAGAGAAGCUGAGAGAGUGGGCAGAAGAGCUCCUGCAGACUCUCUAGGUUAUAACUCCAAGCCCUUUGUUCUCUCUCAUGCACGACACUCUUUUGUCAGUAAAAUGAUAGAAGGAUUGUAUUAGUUAUGGUAUAACUAUCUUAGUUUGAAAGUGUACUGACACAAAACGAAUAGCACGCGGGUCCCUGGAAUGUGGGCCGGUUGCUGUAUUUUCUGUGCAGUGUGUAUUGCCUUAACUGGGUUUUAAGGUGAAGCCACUCCCUAGGUGAAUGGCCCCAUGUUAGUGGAGGCUUUAACCGCUGUCUGUUGAAUUGUCAGCUUGGUCAAACCUCCUUUACUCCUGCCAGAUAGGUCUGCGUACAUUUUCACAUCAUCUAGAUUCUUUCUUUUUUGGUUUUUAAUAACUCAGGUAAAUUAGUCAGUUAGGGAGGACAUGGCUAAAUUUAAAAGAAAAAUCUUAAUGAAUCUCCUUUGGGUCCCUGAAUGGUCCAAGACCUUGGAGUCUGGGGCAACCAGCAGAUGCACUCCUAGUGAUACGGUGGUACUGCUGCCUCUGAACUGUCUCUUCUGCUUUUGUGUUAUUGCUGGAAUGAGAUUUUAGAAAAUAGAAGUUUCUCUCAUGUGUGUAUCAGGAAGAAUUUGUUCUUUCUCUAAUUACCGUUUUGACCCAAGGCAGGACCUUGAAAGGGUCAAAACAUUAACAGUAGUGCUUCUGUUCACUGAAGAAUUAUGUUACAUGAAGAUAAAAUGGUUGUUUUUUUAAAGUGGUUUUAUUGUUGCGUUGACAUAAAUAAACGUAAUUUAAACAAUGAA